AUGGGUAGUUUUCAAGAUUCUAAUAUUUUUCUUCACUUUAAAAUGGUAAGUGGAUCUAAGGCUAAUGAAUUAAAAGAAAUUCUAAAAAGUAACAAUAUUGUUCAAGUCAUUAAAGAUAGUUGUAAGAAAUUUAAUCUUGUAAAACAUGAAGGAAAAGAUUUAAUUGAAAAGUAUAAAGUUAAGAUAAAUGAAAAUUUGGAUGAAAAUAUAAAUACAUCUUUUAUUGAUAAACCAAAAGAUUUUAAAAAUUUUAAUUUUGGUGAAUUUGGAAAAUCAUUGAAUGCUUCAUUCUGUAAAAACGGAAACAUUCUUGGUAAAUCAUUAAAAGAUGAAUGUUUAAGAAAAUCUAAAAGUAAUGUUUACAAUACAUGUGACACUGAAAAAGAAAUAGAUUUUGAUUCAUUUGGAAUGGUUAAUUAUACUAGAGAUUCUAAUGAUGUAUCAAAUUAUAGUUUUUAUAAUUUGUAUCCAUGUAGGGAGGAGAAGGGGGAUGUUGAUGUAUUGAUAGAAGAGUUAAAUAAAAUUAACAAGAAUGAUACAUUUAGCAAUCAUUUUGAUUCCACAAUUGAUCUCCCACCAAAUGGAAAUACUAAUUUGAUAAAAAAAGAAAUGAUUAAUUUUGUUAUUACAAAUUUUAUCAAUGAAAAUGAAAUAUAUAUACUUUGUAAUGAGGAAUUAGAAUUAUAUUUAAAAAAUUAUGACAUUAUCAAAAAAUACGAUAUUAAAAAACUUAAAGAGAUCAAGAUAGAAGAUGUCUUACCAUUUAACAUUUAUCUAAUUGAUUAUGAAGGAGAAAGAUAUAUAGUAAGGCUUGACAUUAAUUUUCUAGAUAUAGAUAGAAAAAUUUUCCUAAAUAAUGAAACAAAACUUUCUUUUGAAUAUAAUAAAAAGAUGAAAAUAUAUGAAUAUCCUCAUGAAAUUCUACUCCUUCCUAACAUAAAUUCAAAAAAAGUUUCUUUAUCAAAAUCAUUUUGUGAUUAUUAUCAACAUUUGGAUAUUUAUGAUAAAAAGACUGCAAUUGACUAUCUCAAAAGUAUGAUUCCACCAUUUAAAAAGUUUAUCAAUAUUCUUGGAAUGAUUGAAAUAGGUAAUGCAAAUAAUAAACAAAUUUUAAACAUGUCAAUACUAGAUGGAGAUAAUAUCAGUGAAAAAUUUCAAAGAUAUUGUAGAGAGUUGUAUAGUAAAGAAAAAAAUAAUUUUACUAAAAAUUAA
Messenger RNA from Strongyloides ratti, 1212 nucleotides. RefSeq lists its product as hypothetical. The transcript is spliced from 2 exons. The coding region runs from base 1 to 1212 and encodes 403 amino acids. The record is from RefSeq and is a predicted model, not a curated record. Lineage: Eukaryota; Metazoa; Nematoda; Chromadorea; Rhabditida; Strongyloididae.